CGGGCUGGGACAAGCAGGCAGCAGCCGGCCGGCCGCCCCCCGAGCAGCAGUCGCACAGGGGACCCUGCCUGGAGCGCUCUGAACCCCAGCAACAAGUUUUGACCUGGGUGCAGAGGCGCUCAUGGCUAUCGCUUAUGGUGCUAUCACUCAGCCGGGCCUGCUUUCCCAGCAGUACCCUCCGCCCCUGCUGCCCAAGCCCGGAAAGGACAACGUCCGGCUUCAGAAGCUCCUCAAGAGAUCCGCCAAGAAAAAGGCUUCCGCUCAGGCAUCGCAGUCCGCCGCACCCUUCCGCUCAAGCCUCUCCCCGGUGAACGAAGCGAGCCCCGACCUCGAGCACAGCGACCACUCCACGCCGCCCAAGACUCCCGAGGCGCCGUUCAGCCUCUACAACGUCCAUCAGCCUCCCCGGUUCACCGUCAGGCCGCUGUAUCAACAUGUUGCAUCGCCUUACCCGCAGCGUGCAGCUUACGGUGGAACGGCGAGGUUCUCACCUCAGACAGUGACCACGCCGUCGUACUCCUACUCGCAGAAUGUCGCCGCGCAGUCUUCAUAUUCUGCAUCGGUUCACAUUUCAGGACUCUCACCAACCCCGGAGCCGGUCGCCUUGCCGCCAGUGCCCAAAAUAACUCUGCCACCUUUUCCUGCGCCGGAACCAAGAGUAUCAGCUUAUGGCACGUAUGGUGACACUCAUGCUGGUCUACAACCUGUCACAGCUGUGGGAGCCCCACAGCCAAAACCCAUUAGUCCAGGUCCCACUCCUUUUCAAGCAAUGGGGACUCAAGCUGUGAUACGUCCGCUCACUGUGUUGACCCCAUUCAAAUGCAAAAGUCCAAGACCAACAUUCAGAGCAACAGAACCUUCCAGAUCGCCAAAACCGAUGUUCGAGGUCCCUCAAAUAAGGCUGUACACGGCGAGCACGUCCUACUACGAGACCUCCAGGACCCCACCGGUGUACGACACAGCUGGAUUAACUAGCAUUGGAAGCACUGCACCUCAGAGUAAAGCAGAAACAAAGCAAGAUGAGGCUCAAGAGUCUGAGGUAACAAGAGGUACAACACCGACAACCCAGCCGCCUCUGCUGGGCUCAGACCCCCAGAGGAAGACGCCAACGAUUGAAGCUAGAAGAGGUGCUACACCGACAGCAGAGGUGAUUACAGCGGUGACUCCAGCACCUGAAAUCAAGAGAGCCACUCCGACAUUGGAAAUCAAAAGAGCCACUCCAACGUCUGAAAACAGGAGAUCCACUCCGACAGCUGAACUCAAAAGAGCCACUCCGACACCCGAAACAAGAGUCAAGACACCAACGUACGAGUUCCAGUCAAGAAUCUCAGCUGGGCGGCCCAGGACCCCGGCUUUCCACACUCGGGCAGCAACGCCUGUCUUUGAAGUCUCAAGAACUAAUCCUCUCUUGUUUGCAGUGUCCCCAAUCACAGUUGAGCCAGAGAGGUCAAGAACACCCAAAACAGUGCCCUUGGAAAGUGGUUCCUCUGCGUCCCUGAGUGCCGAGCCAAAGCCUACAGAAACAAUACCAAACGGGGACAUUCUUCUGGACCUGAAGCCUGCAGCUAAACCGGUUCAACAAAGUAUCACAAAGGCGAAAUCAGAGCCGGAUCUGACGAGAGCGAAGAUCCCAGCGACUCCAUCUGGCUCUCUCACUCCCACACCUCAGCCAAUGACACCAGCAGGGACUCCUUACGGCUAUCAGAGACCUAAGACUCCAACAUUCGAGGCGUCCAGACUUUUGAGCACAUCACCCGGCUUCAAGAGACCAAAAACACCAACAUAUGGGACAUCCCCAUCCGGUGUACCCCCUGUCGCCUUUCAGAGACCUAAAACCCCAACUCAAGCGGCUCAUACAACCAAGUCUACCUAUCGUGGUUUGACACCAGCUGAAUAUGCUGCUUACGGCGGAAUCAAAACAUUCACUCCGGCGUUUGGUAUCGCCAGUCUGGGGGAGGUUGAAGCAUCAAAAGAGGAAUCAGCAGCUUUGGAAAAACCAAGACAAGAACCGACAACAGCCGAGGUUUCACAAGUCAAAGAAACCCCCAAAGUUGUUGCCGAUAAGAAGCCUGCCGCCGUCCCCUUAGUGCCUGUGAUUAUUGUUUCACAAGCAUCCGAUUCCCCAGGAACACAAGAGACAAGCAUGGUGACCAGUCAGGUUGCAGCAAAUCAAGAAAGGACUGUGGUUCAAGAAGCACCAAAGACCAGCAUGGUGACCAGUCAGGUGGCAGCAAAGCAAGAAAGGACUGUGAUCCAAGAAGCAACAAAGACCAGCAUGGUGACCAGUCAGGUGGCAGCAAAACAAGAAAGGACUGUGAUUCAAGAAGCACCAAAGACCAGCAUGGUGACCAGUCAGGUGACAGCAAAGCAAGAAAGGACUGUGGUUCAAGAAGCAACAAAGACCAGCAUGGUAACCAGUCAGGUGACAGCAAAGCAAGAAAGGACUGUGGUUCAAGAAGCACCAAAGACCAGCAUGGUGACCAGUCAGGUGGCAGCAAAACAAGAAAGGACUGUGGUUCAAGAAGCAACAAAGACAAGCAUGGUAACCAGUCAGGUGGCAGCAAAGCAAGAAAGGACUGUGAUCCAAGAAGCACCAAAGGCUGCACCGCCAACAGUGGAGGUGAAAACACCUGUGAUGAAGAAGGUGGAACCAGCAGUCCCAAAAGUCGCCAAACCAAGUCCAAAAACUCCUGAAGUCAAACGUCCUCCACCCAAAGGGGAUGAUCAGGAUCCUCUGAAGGCGGUCCGGACAGUUUUGGGCAAAGAUAAAGUCCAGACUGCCGAGAAGAAGCCUGUGAGUCAAAUAAAAGCUGACGUCCCAGAUAAGAAAGAGCCAAUGAAACCUGUUCCUGUCGCAAAGCCGAGUACUGCUGCUCCUUCUGUACCUGCUAAGACGGGAGGGGAAGAGAAAGGAAAAGACCAGAAGACAGACGAUGAAUCCCUCCCAGCCGAGCCCCUCCUCAAGGUCUUACAAAAACCAAAGGGAAUGAAGUCCAAACUGAGCGGGUGGUCCCGGCUGAAGAAGCACAUGGUGGUGGAGCAGGAGGAGCCCAAAUUCCCAGAGAUGAGCUCUGAGAAGGAGACCGUGAAGCAGGACCAGAGCGAGGGGGCGAAGGUGGAGGAGAAGAAGCCCGCCGACAAGCCCGCCGACAAGGCCGCCGACAAGCCCGCCGACAAGCCCGACUCAGCUCAGGACGAGAACCAAACCAAAGACGCUCCCGUGGCGGCAAAGAUGUGGAACGCCGUCCUCUUCCAGAUGUUCUCCACCAAAGAGAACAUCAUGCACCAGAUCGAGUUGAACAAAAGCGAGGAGGAGAAGGAGGUGGUGGAGAAAGACGAGUCGCGCGAGAUCCCUUCGUUUGCCCACCGGCUGCCCGUGCUGCUGUUCAGUCCAAAGUUCGACGCCAAGAAGCUGAAGGAGGCGGCGUCGAGGCCGGUGACGAAGAUCUCCACCGUUUUCGAAAUGGGUUUGAUCGGGCGGAAAGGGAAAGAAGAGGAACCAAAAGACUUUAACAGAACAGCCAGGGGGUUCACCGUGAUUUAAGCUUUUGAAUAAAAUAUUAAUAUAAAGUGCCAAGAGGAAAAUGUAAAGAGAAAAAGUGAUUUUCUGUGUUUUAUGUACAGGUGCAGAAUGUUAGCAACAGGAAUAAUGUACAGGUGAUAGUCUUUGUGUUGGAUGUUCGUGGCAGUGUGGUAGAGAAACUCAGUCUGAACUUUUUACUUGACUAAUGCUUCGUGUUGCAUUUGUGUGACUGGCUGUCUGGAUGUUCAAUGUUUGUGUUUGUGGAUCCGCUGGAAAGAGAGAGAGCUACACUUGUCUUAAAGUCAUUCAGACGUGACUUCAGAUUAAAGCGUUUAUGUUUUAAGUAA
Messenger RNA from Notolabrus celidotus (New Zealand spotty), 3870 nucleotides. It is a transcript of the gene prr33, whose product is annotated as proline rich 33. Bases 122 to 3544 code for a protein of 1140 amino acids. Lineage: Eukaryota; Metazoa; Chordata; Actinopteri; Labriformes; Labridae. The transcript is spliced from 3 exons. The record is from RefSeq and is a predicted model, not a curated record.